Molecule: messenger RNA, 4134 nt
Organism: Gambusia affinis (western mosquitofish)
Lineage: Eukaryota; Metazoa; Chordata; Actinopteri; Cyprinodontiformes; Poeciliidae
Product: protein P200-like
Exons: 3
Coding region: 482-2887 (801 amino acids)
Source: RefSeq, a predicted model, not a curated record
UGAAGAAAAAAUUAAUCAUAAUUGGUUAAGCUAAAUAAAAAAUAAUUACUCCAAAGUACUGGCUCACUUGCGUCCCCUGACCGCACAUCACUGGUAACUAUGGCAACCAGUGACAGUUUAAAAGCCCACUGACUCUUUCUGCAGUCAGGUGGUGCGCGCAUCCAUCCUGUUAAUAAAAAAAAAAAAAAACAUCAGACUGAAUAUCAAACGACACUGUGACGUCACACUGUGACAUCACAACGUGACUCCAAAGGCAGAAUUCUGACAUCACCAGCCAUUAUAUAAGCUUCUCACAUCAUCAACUUUCAUCACAGCCUUUAGAAGCCUUAUUGAUACAUACAGAAUAUCUUUAGCAGUUUACAGAUUUACAGCUUUGUUUGGUGCAAAUUUCCUUUGGUGAUUUACAUCAACCUUACAGUGAAAUCUUAACCGAGAUUCUAGAGAUUUGAUUUUAACUUAGAACCUAAAAGAAGCAAAGCUUAUGAUGGAGACCAACCAGCCUAAGGUCGAGGAGACUGAAUUCGACAUCAUUGAAAGAGAAUUGCAGCUACCCAACCGACCCAAGCGCAAGAGGAAGAAGGUGCCUUUUGCUGUCUGGUUGGAGCAGCAAGAGAUGAAAACUUCUGUUGAAAAUAUCGAACAGCAGGAGGUUUCAUCUGUGAUGGAAAAUGGAUCGAUCACCCAACCUCUGGAGGUAGUCGAUCAUAAAGGGGACAGACCAACACAUGACAGUGAGCCUAUUGAGGAGAACCUGGUACCGACUAAAACCUGGACAGAGGAACACGCCCCAGCUGACCAAGAGAUUUCUGCUGGAAACAUUGAGAAGCAGAACGAAUCCCUGGUCAGCGGAGAAGAGUCCACCGUUGGAGGGCAGGAGAAAAUAGAAAUAGUAGAGAAGGAACAGCCCUCCAUGUCUGAGGAACAUCCACCAAGGACCAGGCACAAUAAGAAGAAGAAAAUACCAUUCAGUGUCUGGUUGGAGACACACGCCCCUGUUGAUCAAAGGAUUUCCUCUGAGAUUACUGGAACGGAAGAAACUUCACUGGAUACCAAACAAGAAUUGAUCUCCGUACCUCAGGAGACAACAGAGAAGGAACAGCCCCUUAAGUCUGACACUGAAAAGUUUUUUACUGAGAACACUGACAUUAAUAAUGGACCUCUGCUGGAAAGCAAAAGUCUUCAGGCAGCUUCGCCCAGCAGGGGAAAUAAGAUGUUUUGGAAAACGCUGCCCAAGUCAGAACCUCAUGUAGAUAUAACUUUUAUUGCUGAGAAUAUUGAAAUGGAAAAUGUUUCAAUGGCGGCACAAAAAAGUAAUGAGAAAGCUUCCUUGACAGCAACUCAACCAAAGUGUACAUGUGCUGCUAAAUUUAUGGAGACUGAACUGGAAUACAUCAAAUUUAGGAAAUAUUUAAUGAAUCAGCUUGAUGAAAUGUUUGAUACAAAUAAAAAACUGAGUGCGAAACUAAAACAGCAGAAAGAUCUGCUAACGAAAGUCCUCUCAGAGAGACAACAAAGCAGGAAACCAACAGUUUCUGAUUCACAGGAAAACCUAAAACAGAAACCAGUCAGUUAUCAAUCAGUUUCAACUCAAACAGAGAUGGAGGAACCAAAAACCAGUUCCCAUUUAAAACCAGUCCUUAAAACCGUUUCAACGCAAACGGAGAUGGAGAAACCAGAAACCAGCUCCCAGUUAAAACCAGUCUUUAAAACGAUUUCAACGCAAACGGAGAUGGAGAAACCAGAAACCAGCUCCCAGUUAAAACCAGUCUUUAAAACGAUUUCAACGCAAACGGAGAUGGAGGAACCAGAAACCAGCUCCCAGUUGAAACCAGUCCUUCAAACCGUUUCAACUCAAACAGAGAUGGAUGAGCUGGAAACCAGAAGUCACUGGAAACCAGUCUGUGGAACAGUUUCAACUCAAACUGAGGUAGAUGUGUUGGAAUCCAGUUGCCUGUUAAAACCAGUUUAUCAAACAAUCUCGACACAAACUGAGCUCCCUUUACUGCUCCAAGAACAAUCGUCUGAAACACAACAGGAUGGGCAUCAGGAUGGGCAGACCAAGUUAUUGAAGAGAUCAGCAGGUAAGAAGAGGAGAGAGUCAGCAAAGAAAGCUGCCUCUGAAUUGGAGACUCUGAGUAAUGAAACGGUUUCAGAGGCGAACAGAGAACAUCAAGGCAUUCCAGUACCAGAACCAGUUGGUGAUCAGAGAGCUAAAAAUGAGAUAUACUCAAAUGAAACGAUCAUCGGUAAACUUCAUCAGGCGACAGAAGAAGAAACGAUUUGCACAACACAGCAAGGUGAGGACCAACGAGACGAGAGAAAAGCAACCAAAAAAUCUAAACGCAAGAACCAGAGAAAGGCAGCGAUGAAAGCUGCCUGUGAAUUGGAAACAGUCAACAAAGAGAACGUUUCUGUAAAAAACAAGGAACAAGAAGAAGUUUCAAUGCUGGAAAUAGUCAAGGAUCAGAGAGCCACCAUCAUUAUUGAGGUUCAUAAAAAUAAAACAGUGAUUGAUAAACUGCAGCUGGCGACUGAAGAUGAAAUGGUCCCUGAAAAACAACCAAUUGGGGAUCAGCAGGUUGAGAAAAGACCAUUGACCAAAUCAAAAUGUAAGAAAAAGAGAAAGACAGCAGUGAAAUCUGAAAUGGAAAACAAUUUAAACCCAAUAGUGACUGAUCAAAACUUGGUCCAAAACACGGAGACACCAAAACCUGAUGUAGAAACAGCACCAGAGAUCCCACAGACAGCUUUACAGCAAAUAGAGAUAAAACCAGUCAUACUUUCAAAAGAUGUAGCAGAACCAAUCUGUGAACAUCCUGGAGGGGUCAAACCAGAGUCCAGACAUGAAUCUGAUUGGACAUCUCUGCAGAGAGGUGAACAUGGCUGACAGACGUCUCCAUCCAACCUGAUGGAGAAGAACGGAGCAGACUGCCUGAAGAGGGGAGGGCUGAACUGGAGGAUGUUAAAGCUGCCAGAGGAGAUCAACAAAGUCCUAAAGAAAGACUCUGAAUACGUAUGUAGAUAUGAUACUUUGGUUUUCUAUACAUUUGCAAAAAACUCAAAAACUUUUUUCCACAUUUUCAUAGUGGGGUUUUUGUGUGUAGAUUUGAAGAAAAAAAAUUAAAUUUAAUACUAUUUGGAAAAAGGCUGGAAUAGAACAAAAUGUUAUAUUCCAGUGGAGUACUUUAGAUGAACUAAAGUACUCCAGUACUCCAGUUUCCUCCCACAGUCCAAAAAAAAGACUGAGGUGAACCAGUCUCUCUAAACUGAUAUGAGUAUGUAUGGGUGUGUGUGUGGGUGUGUGUGUGUGGUUGCUUGUGCUAUGUGUCUUUGUGUUCCCUGUGAUAGACUGUCUACCCCCAAUGAUGGAUUGAUGGACACUUAAAUUUGAAAAAUGAAAGGUUUCUCCUAUUAUUCUGUUUUUUACCAUCAUGAAUCAUUUUCAGAAUGUUAACUGACCUAACACAAGGUGGUUUAGUAUAUUUUAAUGUCCAACCAUGAGAAAAAUAUGGCUAUAAAAUAUAGCCAUAUAUUUUAUAGCCAUAUCAGCUAUAUCACCAUAUAAAAUAUGGUGAUAUGCUGUAUAAUAGGAUUAUACAGCAUAUCACCUUUCACAUUUGGUUUAGAUUGUAACCACUUCACUUUUUCUUUUUUACAUCAUUCAUCGUGCGACUUUGAGUUUUCUGAAAUUUAAACACAGCAGUAGCCGACAAACCAACGAUGAGCUGAAACAAGAUCAUGGCCUCAAUGAUCCACCGAGCUGAUCUGAGCAGGAGGAGCUGGCAGUCAGGAAUCAUUAUCUUUCUGCUUCUGUACACCGCUGCAUGUUUUUACCCCGUCGCCUUGGUGGCAUGAAUUACAGAGCAGGGUGGACGCAUCACAUACACUGUGACCUCUACGACCUUGUAGUGGUGGUCAUGAAAAUGAUCACAUAAGACUGGGAUCUGUCUUUAGGUUGCUCAAUUGUUAAAUAUGUGAGGGCAGGAAUAUCCCUGUUAUUAAAAUAACACAAAAUUAAAUUCAUUAGGUGAAAGACAUUGCUAUGAUGCUCACCACAAACGAAGGUUGAAUAAGUUAACUCUGGCACACUGUGUUAAAAAAAUGAUUUCUUAAAUAUUCCAUAUUGUUUUGCUU